Molecule: messenger RNA, 366 nt
Organism: Pocillopora meandrina
Lineage: Eukaryota; Metazoa; Cnidaria; Anthozoa; Scleractinia; Pocilloporidae
Source: the annotation of a GenBank genome assembly
GUUUUGCUUAUAAUAAUCGUAAAACUUGCUCUCGUGAAAUAUUUUGGCAGAAACUCCACUAAUACCCCUCAAGAAGACUUAGAAGAAUUCCUCCUGGAAACAAAAGUGAUUAUUUCCUUGAAUGUAGCAGAAAUUGUGAAUUGUUGUUUCUUCCUGAUAAUCAUUGUAAGAUCCCCAUCAUUCGUCGGUUUCUCAACAGCUCUUAAAGAUCUGUGUCGUCUGCCAAAUUUUUGGACCCUGCUUUUAUUUUUUCUAAUCUAUUUUUUGACUGGUGUCUCAACAAUUAUACAUAUAAUACAUAAUACAAUUAUACCUAUACAAGGUGCACACAAGGUUGAUAGAUUAGUCAUUGUUCAUGGUUCUUGA